This is a messenger RNA of Mus pahari (shrew mouse), 3023 nucleotides long. RefSeq names its product p21 (RAC1) activated kinase 5 (gene Pak5). Gene Ontology annotation, molecular function: protein serine/threonine kinase activity; ATP binding. Bases 481 to 2640 code for a protein of 719 amino acids. Lineage: Eukaryota; Metazoa; Chordata; Mammalia; Rodentia; Muridae. Gene Ontology annotation, biological process: apoptotic process; regulation of MAPK cascade; cytoskeleton organization. The transcript is spliced from 10 exons. The record is from RefSeq and is a predicted model, not a curated record. Gene Ontology annotation, cellular component: cytoplasm.
UUUCCUACAGCCGGCUGCUCCGAAAACCCGGAGCAGCUGAGUGGUCUCAGUGGACAGUCCUCCUAGGGGCGAAGCCAGGCGGCUUGGGCAUGCUCAGUAGCUGGGAGAGGUUUGGGAGGAGAGUAGAAAGCUUUGACUCUGCCCCCACCCCCUCCUCUAGCCCCCGCCCCCCUUGCCCCUUCCCAGCCGUAGUAGUUCCCCGGCGUGCGCCCGUGGAGAGCAGGAACAUGGCGCUCGGAGCGAUAUAACAGAUGUAGCAGCAGCGGAGAAGCAGAUGAGGUACCGCGACUUCUCUGCUGACAGCCAGCCACCAGAAAUACACUGUGGUGAAAUGCUUCUGUCUGUUGCCAAAAUGAACACUGAAGAAAAAUGAAGAAAACUGAAGAAUUCCAACAAAAAGUUUGCACAACAGAAGUAGCCAAACUCUUCUGGAAUCUUUAAUUCAUCCCCAGCCAUCGUAAAACAAAAAGUUUUUACAUCAUGUUUGGGAAGAAAAAGAAAAAGAUCGAAAUUUCUGGCCCAUCCAACUUUGAACACAGGGUUCAUACUGGGUUUGAUCCACAAGAGCAGAAGUUUACUGGCCUUCCCCAGCAGUGGCACAGCCUGUUAGCAGACACAGCCAACAGGCCCAAGCCUAUGGUUGACCCGUCAUGCAUCACACCCAUACAGCUGGCUCCCAUGAAGACAAUCGUCAGAGGAAAUAAAUCCUGCAAGGAAACCUCUAUCAAUGGUCUGCUAGAGGAUUUCGACAACAUCUCCGUGACUCGCUCCAACUCUCUAAGGAAAGAAAGCCCACCCACCCCAGAUCAGGGAGCAGCCAGCCGCAUUCAAGGCCACUCGGAAGAAAACGGCUUCAUCACUUUCUCACAAUAUUCCAGUGAAUCCGAUACUACUGCAGACUACACAACUGAAAAGUACAGAGACAGGAGUCUCUAUGGAGAUGACCUGGAUCUGUACUAUAGAAGCAGCCAUGCAGCCAAGCAAAACGGGCAUGCCAUGAAGAUGAAACAUGGAGACGCUUACUAUCCUGAGAUGAAGCCUUUGAAAACCGACCUGGCUGGAUUCCCUGUCGACUAUCACACCCACUUGGACUCUCUGAGAAAAUCAAGUGAAUAUGGUGACUUUAAGUGGGAUUAUCAGAGGGCCUCCAGUAGCUCUCCUCUAGACUACUCAUUCCAGCUCACGCCUUCUAGAACUGCAGGGACCAGCAGGUGCUCCAAGGAGAGUCUGGCAUACAGUGAAAGUGAUUGGGGACCCAGCUUGGAUGACUAUGACAGGAGGCCAAAAUCGUCAUACCUGCAUCAGACAAGCCCUCAGCCAGCCAUGCGCCAGAGAUCCAAGUCAGGCUCAGGGCUUCAGGAACCCAUGAUGCCAUUUGGAGCAAGUGCAUUUAAAACUCACUCUCAAGGACACUCGUACAACUCCUACACCUACCCUCGAUUGUCCGAGCCCACAAUGUGCAUUCCAAAGGUGGAUUACGAUCGAGCACAGAUGGUCUUCAGUCCUCCGCUGUCAGGGUCCGACACUUACCCCAGAGGCCCCACCAAACUACCUCAAAGUCAAAGCAAAGCAGGCUACUCUUCAGGCAGCCACCAGUACCCUUCAGGGUAUCACAAAGCAUCUCUAUACCACCAUCCAUCCCUGCAAAACAGUUCUCAGUACAUCUCCACCGCUUCUUACUUAAGCUCUCUCAGUAUCUCCUCGAGCACCUACCCUCCACCUAGCUGGGGCUCCUCCUCAGACCAGCAGCCCUCAAGGGUAUCCCAUGAACAAUUCCGAGCAGCCCUGCAACUGGUGGUCAGCCCAGGAGACCCCAGGGAAUAUUUGGAUAACUUUAUUAAAAUCGGAGAAGGGUCGACGGGCAUCGUGUGCAUCGCAACGGAGAAACACACAGGCAAGCAAGUGGCAGUGAAGAAAAUGGACCUCCGAAAGCAGCAGAGACGGGAACUCCUUUUUAAUGAGGUCGUGAUAAUGCGUGAUUACCACCACGACAACGUAGUUGACAUGUACAACAGCUACCUUGUUGGAGAUGAGCUCUGGGUGGUUAUGGAGUUUCUGGAAGGUGGUGCCUUGACAGACAUUGUCACUCAUACCAGAAUGAAUGAAGAACAGAUAGCUACUGUCUGCCUGUCAGUUCUGAAAGCCCUGUCCUACCUUCAUAACCAAGGAGUGAUUCACAGGGACAUAAAGAGUGACUCCAUUCUUCUGACAAGCGAUGGACGGAUAAAGUUAUCUGACUUUGGUUUCUGUGCUCAAGUUUCCAAAGAGGUGCCAAAGAGGAAGUCACUGGUGGGAACCCCAUACUGGAUGGCACCUGAGGUGAUUUCCAGGCUACCUUAUGGGACAGAGGUGGACAUCUGGUCCCUUGGGAUAAUGGUGAUAGAGAUGAUUGAUGGUGAGCCCCCCUAUUUCAAUGAGCCUCCUCUGCAGGCCAUGAGGAGGAUCCGGGACAGUUUACCUCCAAGAGUGAAGGACCUACACAAGGUUUCUUCCAUGCUCCGAGGAUUCCUCGAUCUUAUGUUGGUGAGGGAACCCUCUCAAAGAGCCACAGCUCAAGAACUUCUUGGACAUCCAUUCUUAAAAUUGGCAGGUCCACCAUCUUGUAUCGUUCCUCUCAUGAGACAAUACAGACAUCACUGAGAGGAUUCACACAGGAUGCAAAGCUAGACAAAGACAUAAGAAUGAUUCGGGAGAAUAUGAGGAAACCCACAGAACAUGCAAAGACCUGUGCUUUCUAAACCAGCUGAUUGGUGGAACAGUGUGAUGACCUGACCGGCAGGGUUCGACAGACCAGGGCAUCUUCUAGUGUCUUAAAUAAUAGGCAUCUCUCCACUGACAGCUGGCAUGGUCAUUUGGAGCAUGGCUUUAAUAAGUCAUUAUUAUACAUUUUCAGCCCUUCUUCCAGUGAAUCAGAAGGACUCAGUACAAACUCCGUUACGAUAUAUCCUAGCCACAUGCAGGGUACCACAUAGGAUUUUCUAUAUUGAAAGAAUACUUUUCUGGCAAAAAAAAAAAAAAAAAAA